Molecule: messenger RNA, 1919 nt
Organism: Lottia gigantea (owl limpet)
Lineage: Eukaryota; Metazoa; Mollusca; Gastropoda; Lottiidae
Exons: 1
Coding region: 1-1437 (478 amino acids)
Biological process (GO): nucleoside triphosphate biosynthetic process
Cellular component (GO): cytoplasm
Molecular function (GO): ATP binding; AMP kinase activity; nucleoside diphosphate kinase activity
Source: RefSeq, a predicted model, not a curated record
AUGGAUCAGACAAAAAGACCACUGCAGAUUCCACCAGAAUUUGCCAGUUAUGCUGAGAAACAUGAAAUAUUUGAUACCUACAAGCGACUUCUGGAACAAUUGAUUGUGAAUAGACCUGAUGAACCUAUCAAGUAUAUGUUGGAUAUUCUAAAGAGAGAUAAAGAGGUACUGCCACAUAUCAUUGUUUUAGGACCACCAGCUGUCGGUAAGAAGACUAUUGCCAGAAUGAUUUGUGCAAAAACAAGAGCUGCUCAUUUGACAGUAGACAAUUUAAUAGAUGAAGCAGAGGUCGAUUUACGUGAAGAAGCCAAAAAUCAUAUCAAUACAGAUAAACCGAUUCCAACUGCUUUGUGGAUUCAAAUUUUGAAGCAGAGAUUUAAAUUAUUUGAUUGUGUAAAGAAAGGGUGGGUUAUGGAAGGUUUUCCACUUACCAGAGAACUAGCUUUAGCAAUGCAAGAAAACGGAUACUUUCCGCAACACUGUGUGCUAUUAGAAGCUUUAGAUGAAGUUCUUAUUGAUAGAGCUUCUGGAAAGAGAAUUGAUCCAAAAACUGGGGAUGUUUAUCAUACGUCCUUUAAUAUGCCAGCUGAACCUGAUAUACAGUCCAGAUUAGUCACCUCUAAGGAAUAUUCAGAAAAGGGAAUGGUGAAGAAACUAGCAGAAUAUCAUCGCCAUAUUGAUGGUAUAGUGAGGUGCUAUCAGAAAGUUAUUAAACGAUUUAAUGCUGACCAGCCAAGUGCCGAUGUUCUUUCUGAAGUAGUAAGUUUUAUUGAGAGUCAAAGAAGAAGCAAUACUCCACAUACACCCCGUGUUAUUUUGUUGGGACCUACAGGUAGUGGUAGAGCAGUACAGGCUAGUCUAUUAGCAUCUAAAUACAACCUAGUUGAUGUGUCAUGCGGACAGCUCAUUAAACAAGCAAUAUCAGAGGAAACCAAAGCUGGAUUAGCUGCUAAAACGUAUGUUCUGAAAGAUGUUGUCGUUCCUGACAGUAUAGUGUUAAAUAUUCUGAAAGAGAGAUUAAGUCAAGUAGAUUGUGUGGUUAGAGGUUGGGUAUUACAUGGUUAUCCAAUCACUAGAGAACAAGCUGAACAGUUAGAUAAAGUGGGUUAUGCACCUAAUAGGGUGUUUUUCCUCGAUGUUCCUACUGAUUCUAUUAUAGAAAGACUUACACAACGAUAUACAGACCCUGUCACAGGAGAACGAUAUCACCUACAAUAUAAUCCACCUAGAACAUACGAUGUUAAACAUCGUCUAGUUAGACACCCCAGAGAUAUGGAUACUGGUGUUCGUAAACGAAUCGCCCAGUUUAAUGCAUACAAAGAUGAACUGUCUGAUUUCUAUGAGUCUUCCCAACAUGUCAAUGCAGAUCAAGAUCCCCAUACAAUAUUUGAAUCGUUAGAAAGUAUGAUUGCUGAACCAUUGCCUAAAAGACUGUGAUCAGAUUCAAUAUUACGUGUCCAUUUGGAGAAUAAUUUUUAUUAAAUAAUAUUACAUAAAAUUUGCCGCGUAAAUUUUAUUUUGGUCCUAAUGAUUAGAGAUGCACCUCUUACCUCAUCCGUGAAUUAAUUUUUUAAUGAUAGAACUGUUAAUAUAUUAUUACUACCACUUACUAUAUUGCUAUUGCAAUUUACUACGAGAUUUACAUUACAAUGUGAGUUUGACCUCGUUUUUGUUGAAUGUCGGUCAAAAUAUGACGUCAGAGAUUACGUAUUGUGGGAAAUAGGUCAGUGCAGAAAAGCCUAAGAUUAUAAUAGAGUUGAACUUAAUGUAUGAAAAGUUCCACCACGUUUGCAACAUUAAAAAAAAUACUUUGAAAUUUCUUGCACAGGAAGGAUGAGAUAUUAUUUUACUUUAUUAUUUAUUUGAGGCUACGAAAUUCACGUUGAAAGUUUGACUUGCGUCCAUAUUAUAAUAGAUGU